AUGAAAAAUUUUGUAGUUUUAGCAGUUUUUGUCAUGUUUUUCAGUCUUAUUUCAGCUGAGUCAGUUGCCGAUGAGAAAGACAACUUCGAUGACUUACUUUCUGAUGUGGAUGCCAAGUUGAAGGACUUGGUGGAAGAGGUGGAAGAGGAUGAGUUUGCCAACAGGAGGAAAAGAGGCGCAGAUGCUGAAGAUUCGGAUGCACUCCCACACCCCAACUUAUACGAUAGCGAAGAAAGAAUAGCCAAGCUAUCUAUCGAUAUGAAAAAUAAUUAUUUGGAACUCUAUGGAAUGAAGUGCAGUCUGUAA
Helobdella robusta is the source of this 306-nucleotide messenger RNA. RefSeq lists its product as hypothetical. Lineage: Eukaryota; Metazoa; Annelida; Clitellata; Rhynchobdellida; Glossiphoniidae. The record is from RefSeq and is a predicted model, not a curated record. Bases 1 to 306 code for a protein of 101 amino acids. The transcript is spliced from 3 exons.